Drosophila montana is the source of this 1947-nucleotide messenger RNA. Its product is annotated as 4-hydroxybutyrate coenzyme A transferase. The record is from RefSeq and is a predicted model, not a curated record. The coding region runs from base 320 to 1756 and encodes 478 amino acids. Gene Ontology annotation, molecular function: acetate CoA-transferase activity. NCBI's taxonomy places the organism in Eukaryota, Metazoa, Arthropoda, Insecta, Diptera, Drosophilidae. Gene Ontology annotation, cellular component: mitochondrion. The transcript is spliced from 5 exons. Gene Ontology annotation, biological process: acetate metabolic process.
AUGUUACAUUCAUAUAAGAAGAAAUACAUAUAGUUGGACAGUCAAAAUUCCAUAUGUACUUAGUUAACUAAACACGCCGAUGUUUUUAGAGACCGCUGCUUUUGAAAGCUUUUGCGGUGUGGUAAAGCUUUCGGCCAAAGCUAGUUGCAAUCGCGCCGCUGGAGUGGUGAGACAUAGACCGAAUCCGACUGAGAGACCAGUGCGAACAAAAUAAACCAAAGAUUGAACUGUAGCUGCGCAUUCAUAUUCUGCCACGACUAUUUUCGUUCUUAAAAGAUAGAAGACUGUGUUUCCCCUCUGUGUGUUUUAGACUGCAAUCAUGAGCAAGCAACUGUCGCGUCAUGUGAGACAAGUCAACAAAUUGCUGACCACCGCCGCCUCGGCGAAUGCUGCCGGCUCCACGCACAAUAACUACUUUACCUAUGUGCGUGAGCUGUCGCAUCCGCUUCCACGCGAGCCGCCAAUUGUGUCGCCAGAGGAAGCUGUCGCCUGCAUUAAAUCUGGCGAUACGGUUUUCGCACAGGGCGCAGCUGCCACUCCGGUGACGCUGCUGAAUACGAUGACGCAGUACGGCAAGUGCAACAAGCUGAAGGAUAUUACCGUCUGCCACAUGCACACGGAGGGACCGGCCGAGUACUGUAAGCCGGAGUAUCAGGAUAUCUUCCGUUCGAACUCGUUCUUUAUGGGCGGGAAUGUGCGCAAGGCCGUCGCCGAGGGACGGGCCGACAAUGUGCCCAUAUUUCUGCAUGAAAUACCGCAGCUGUUCUACAAGAAGAUCGUCGAGCCGGACGUGGCGCUCAUCCAUGUCUCGCCGCCGGACAAUCACGGCUACUGCAGCCUGGGCACCAGCGUCGAUUGCGUCCGUGCCGCGCUGCUCAACUCGAAGAUGAUUGUUGCCCAAAUCAAUCCGAAUAUGCCGCGCACCUUUGGCGAUUCCAUCAUCCACAAGUCGCACUUUGACUUUGCCAUCGAGGUCAACGACAAGUUGCCGCAACAUGGCACCGGCAAGAUUUCGGCCGUCGAGACGAAAAUUGGCCAGCUGAUUGCCGAGAAUUUGGUCAAGGAUGGGGCCACGCUGCAGAUGGGCAUCGGCAGCAUUCCGGAUGCAGUGCUCGCCGCGCUGCACAAUCACAAGGAUCUGGGCAUACAUUCGGAGAUGUUCGCCAAUGGCGUUGUCGAUCUGGUCAAGAAGGGCUGCGUCACCAACAGCAAGAAGAAGAUGCAUCAGGGUCGCAUCGUCGGCUCCUUCCUGAUUGGCGAUCAGCCGCUCUACGACUUUGUCAACAACAAUCCGUUCAUCGAGAUGUUGGGCAUUGAUUACGUAAACAAUACCGGAAUUGUGAAGCAGCAGCCGCGCAUGACGGCCAUCAACAGCUGCAUUGAGGUGGAUCUAACGGGUCAGGUGUGCUCCGAUUCGAUUGGCACACGCUUCUAUUCGGGCUUCGGCGGCCAGGUGGACUUUAUACGCGGCGCAGCCGAAGGCACCGAUGGCCUCGGCGUGCCCAUCAUUGCCAUGCCAUCGACGACCAGCAAAGGCGCCAGCAAGAUUGUGCCCACGCUUCAGCCAGGCGCCGGCGUCGUCACCUCCCGCGCCCACGUACACUACGUGGUCACCGAGCACGGCAUCGCCUCGCUGUUCGGUAAAAAUGUGCGCCAGCGUUCGUACGAACUAAUUCAGAUCGCAGCUCCCAAGCAUCGCGAAGCCCUGGAGAAGGCCAUGUUCGAGCGACUCAAUGUGAUGCCAUCCUGCGAUUAAGCCCAAAAAUCCCAGCCCAGAAUAACCAACAAUUUUAAGGAUGCAAACGAAAAAGGAAUUUUCAAAAUUUUCUAAACGCAUUCCCGCAACGGUUUUCGCCCCCUUUUCGAUCCAAUGAAAUUCUCUCUAUUUAGGCAGAAAGCAGAAACAAUAAGUAAUCAUUAAAAAAAAUGUUAAAACUAAAAAGAAAA